UCCGUUUCACCAAAUUAAGAUCUGACGGAGCAACCAUGUCAGGGGGAACAGUCAGAGAAUCACAGUUCUCCUUGAAGAUGGCCGCCCUGAGAGUGUUUGACCUCCCUGUGUCUUGGUACUAUGCUCUCUCCCAGAUCAAAUUUUCACCAGUAGCUAAAAAGUUGUUUGUGGUAACUGCUGUGAGUGCUAUCUCUGUGAUUUUUUUUGCCCAUCACUUUAAAAGAAGACGUGGAAAAAAGAAAGGAAAAAUACUUCCAUGGGAACCAGAGAACCUCAUACUUGAGCACACUAGAAGAGCAGCAUCGGACAAAGGUUCAAGUUGUUCCAGCAGCAGACAGAAUUUGACCUUGUCCCUAAGUUCCACCAAGGACAAAGCAUGGCAGUCUUACAACUACACCAACGGAGGACUUUUCAGCAAAUACUCAGGCUCUGCCCAGAGCUUAGCCUCUGUCCAAAGUGUUAACUCCUGUCAUAGCUGUGCUUGUGGAAACUCUAAUUCCUGGGACAAAGCAGAUGAGGACGACAUCAAACUUGUCAACAUUCCUGUGACCACGCCUGAGAAUUUGUACUUGAUGGGGAUGGAAUUGUUUGAAGAGGCGUUGCGUCGAUGGGAGCAAGCUCUGACAUUUCGCAGUAGACAGGCUGAAGAGGAAGCCUGCAGCUCCGUUAAGCUGGGAGCUGGAGACGCCAUUGCUGAAGAAAGCGUGGACGAUAUAAUCAGUACGGAAUUCAUCCACAAACUGGAGGCUCUGCUACAAAGGGCGUAUCGUCUCCAGGAAGAGUUUGAAGCUACCCUUGGGGGAUCUGACCCUAACUCCCUUGCAAACGAUACAGAUAAAGACACAGACGUGAGCAUGAAGGAGACGAUGGAUGACUUUGGCCUGCAGGACACUUUGAACAGUGAGUCAGAUCUCUUCGCUUCAGCAGCAGAGCUUCCAGAGCACAGAGAAGCACGGCACACCUACAGCCUGGAGUCCUUUUGCCGAUGCCCUUUUUAUGAAGAAGCUAUGCAUUUGGUUGAAGAAGGGAAAAUUUACUCCCGAGUGCUGAGAACUGAGCUGCUGGAGUGUCUAGGAGACAGCGACUUCCUUGCCAAACUCCACUGCGUCCGGCAGGCUUUUCAGGUGAUUCUUUCAGAGGCAGCCAACAGGAUAUUCCUUGCUCAAAGCGGAAGGAAGAUUUUAUCAGCUUUAAUUGUGAAAGCACGGAAGAAUCCAAAGAAAUUUGAAGAUGUUUUUGAUGAAAUGAUCUAUUUUUUAGAGCAGACUGAUCACUGGGAUAGUACUGAGAUGGAACUUGCUGCCAGAGGGGUGAAAAAUUUAAAUUUUUAUGAUGUGGUUCUGGAUUUUAUCUUAAUGGAUUCCUUUGAGGAUUUAGAGAACCCACCACCGUCCAUACAGAGUGUGGUGAGCAAUCGCUGGCUCAACUCUUCCUUCAAGGAAACAGCUGUGGCUUCAAGUUGCUGGUCUGUGCUGAAACAGAAAAGGCAGCAGAUGAAGAUAUCAGAUGGAUUUUUUGCCCAUUUUUAUGCCAUUUGUGAGCAUAUAAGCCCUGUCUUAGCUUGGGGCUUCUUGGGCCCUAGAAAUUCUCUAUAUGACUUAUGCUGCUUCUUUAAGAACCAAGUUCUUUUCUUUCUCAAAGACAUCUUUGACUUUGAGAAGGUGCGCUAUUCGAGCAUAGACACCCUGGCGGAGGACCUCUCUCACUUACUCAUCCGCCGCACGGAACUGCUGGUCGCCUGUCUUGGUGCCGAUGCCCUGAGGCACGCCACUACUUGUACCAGUGGACCUGGCCAUGCCGUGCCCAACACGCUGGUAGAAGGCAAAGUACAAUAAGAACUGAAGAGGUCUGAGGGUGCUGUCCAGUAUUUAACGUGACAACUGACUUUGUGAGAGUCAGAAUCCACAGAACUGUUGAUGCCGACUCAGGGAGGGGGAAAUUCAGUCUCAAAGAACGGGUGAUUGCACUGUACGUACACAGAAAUUCUGUCAUUGAAUCCACGUGUGACAUGUCCAGAGCUACUUUCUAAUAACCUUUAGGAAAUAAUUUAAGUUCUGAAAUGUUGCAUAUUUUGUGGCUGUUGCUGAAUCAAGCCAAUAUGUAGGAGUUCAUGAAGUGUCUUCACAUGUCUGGAAUGUACAAUAUCACUCUCAAAAUGCGUCUCGAUGCUUUGCACCUGGAAAAUACACUAGCCCAAGGUGAUUGUGGUUCACGAGUGUUUAUGACUUCUAGUGUCAACAUACCUAACUCUGCCUGAAAUGUAUUCUUAGCCAUCAAGUUAUCUCUUUGUUUAAUCAAACGUAGGCAAUAGUGGUGUUGAACUGUACUGUUUGCCUUAUUGCUUGUAUAUUUGCUUUUGUAUUUGAAUCAAAAAAAUUGUAAUCACCAAGGAACAGUGUCCAGAACCUCAGUGAAGGAAACUGAGCCGUUUACUUGUGGAGGGUCCCUGCAGUGUCCAGAGUAUAUUACUGUCGUCCUGUGAGUUCUAAAACACUGAAGUAUUUCUGUCUUUUUACAAAUUAGAACAGUUUUCCUCAGAUGAAUCUUAAAUUUGAAAACAUAAUUUAUUUGCCAAGAAAAAGAAUAAAAAUCUUAUCCCCUUUUAAAUGUAACUUUGAGGCAUAAGAAAGUAAAACUGGUAGAAUCAAAUAAGGUCUCCUUUCUCUGUCAGCAAAACAAAUGUUGACUCCCCCACAGUGAGCUCAGCACACGGGAAGUUUGCCGUGUUAUGCCCAAAUUUUAAAACUACUCACUCCUUGAGCUUGGGUUUUAAAGGAUUUUUCCUCUCAGAAAUGGAACACAUAUAUUUUAAUAAGGAAUAUAUUCUGUGUCCUUACGAUGAAUAUAUGGACAAGUGGCAAGGUAUAUUAUGUAUUUUCAAAGCCUCGUUAACUUUGUUUUAAGAUCAUGUACCACUUGUUCAUCAGUAGAUUGGACUUGUUGACUUGUGGUCCUAAAGAGGGCUGCAUUAGUUUUGAGAGUGAGUUAUAUAGAAAGAUCUGAAAUGUGUGUGUUUUUUUUUUUUAAAAAAAACACAUUUUCAGUUUAAAGUGCCUAGAUUAAGGUUAGUGGUGAGAAAAUAAAAAGGUAAAACUAAGUUUAAUUUUUUUAAGGUUUUAAAUUUAUAUAUACAUGGUGAUGUAAAUUAAUUAAAAGAUGUAAAAUUUAGACUUGUGCCAUUAGAGUGCAUAGGUUGUUAGGGCCUUAAACUUGCUUUGCCAUACAACGCCUUGCCUUCUCCUACAUCCCUUCUUAAUGCCCUAAUUGCCUAUUCAUGAUUCUUACUGGUGACAAGUACCAAAAUGCAUUGUACUCUGCUUCCCUUUUUACUGUCACAUGAGGUGUGUGUGUCUCCUGAGGUGUCACUGGAUGUGAGUGACACACGUGGUCACCUCGUAACCAGGACAGUUAUGGAUUGUAUUAGUUAAUGUGAGAGAGCUAACUGUUUGUGCUGAGGCUUUUACAAAUGGGAAAAGUACUGUUUGAAAUAGCUUUUGAGGACUUGCACUAUGUAGCAAUAAAUGCUGCUACAACAUGAGAUAAUCUCGGGUGGGUAGCCUUUCCGAGAAGUGUUUGAUUUCUCCGUUUUUAAAUUUCAGUUAAAAAUAAAUCGCCAGUCUUCAAGAAAGGGUUGGUUUGACUGGGUGGUGGUGGCACACUUCUUUGAUCCCAUCACUCGGGAGGCACAGGCAGGACGAUCUGUAUGAGCUCGAGGCCAGCCUGGUCUACAGAGCUAAUUCCAGGACUGCCAAGGCUAUGCAGAGAAACCCUGCCUUGAAAGAACCAAAAAGAAAGAACGGGCUGGUUUGUCGAACUUAAGUGCUUAAAUCUGAUAAGUUUCUGGUGAGCUAAUUAUAAAACUUACCAGAUUCUUUCUUUGUGGCCUUUGAUAAAAGAGGUAAGGAUGACCAAAUAGGA
This is a messenger RNA of Cricetulus griseus (Chinese hamster), 3918 nucleotides long. The record is from RefSeq and is a predicted model, not a curated record. Lineage: Eukaryota; Metazoa; Chordata; Mammalia; Rodentia; Cricetidae.